Molecule: messenger RNA, 1973 nt
Organism: Paramecium octaurelia
Lineage: Eukaryota; Ciliophora; Oligohymenophorea; Peniculida; Parameciidae
Source: the annotation of a GenBank genome assembly
UGAAAGUUAAUGUCGAGAUUUAAUAGUAAUGCUUUCAUCCACAUAUCAUUAGCUCAAUCACAGUUUGGACCGAACCAAGGCGCACUAGGCAUCUAAUAAUCAUUCUAAUAGAAAAAUUAACAUGAGAUUGUUAAUAAAACUAAAAAUCUUCAGGAGAUGAAAACCGAGCUCGAGAGAGAGAAAGACAAUAGUAUAAUGUAUUAGAAAUUACGUAAAAACAAUUGAUAUUGAUAUUAAAAUAGUUGAAAAGGCUCUAAAAGAAAUUUAAUAAUAUAUUAACAGAUUUGGAUCAUAUACCAGUACCGAUGAUGAUGAAAAUGAAUCAAAGUAAGAAGCAUCCCAUCUGAGAACAGAGUUUACUUGGAAAAAGUUACAACCUUUAUUAGAUGGUUACGAUGAGUAAAUAGCUGAAUAAAAACAUAUUGUAAUUUAAAUAAUAUUUAUAAUCAAAUAGAUUGAAAUAUACAAAUAAGAUAUUAGUUAAUUAGAACAAUUAUCAAAGCAAUUUGUUGAAGAAAAUCAGUCACUUAGGGAAUAGUUGGAAAAAAAAUGUGAAAUUAUUUUAAAUAUAUUUUAAAAUGGAACAAUAUAAGACUAGAUGGCUAAUCUAUACAGUAAAUAAUUCUAUUUAAAAUUAAGAACGCUUACAGAAAGAUGAUUGGGCUGAGAAAGUGAAAGAGUUGACAUAAGAAAACCAUACAUUAUUGAAAAAUUACAAAGAAGUUCUUGGUAAAGUUAAAGAAUUGUAAAGAGAUUGUGAUUUGUAUAAAAAACAAUUAAAGGAGCAUCAAUUAAAAAAUGAAAAAUUAUCAGCUGAGAUUAAUGAGAUUAGGGAUUUGAAAUAGGAAUAUUAAAGAAAAUAUGAAGAUUUAUUAAGUUCAAAUAAGGAUGCAGAUAGUAAGAUUAGGGAGGUGAAAAAUAAAAAUGUAAAAUUUGAAUAGGAUAAUAUGAAAUUAAUUUUAUAAUAUGAAGAAUUAGAUAAAAGAUAUUAGACUUUAGUAAAUGAUUCAGAGAGUUAGAAAAAGGAUUUUGAAUUUGAGAUAGAUAGUUUAGGUUAAGAAAUUUCUGAUAAAUCAAGAAAGAUUAAGGAAUUAUAAGCAGAAAAUAUUUCGAUAAACAAAGAAAGAGAUUAAUUUUCUAAUGACGCUAAAAACUUUUAAUAAAAACUUCAUGAAGAGGAAUAAGAAAGCAAGAAAAAAUAAUUGCUAAUAGAUGAUCUCACUAGAAAAAUUGAUCUCCUUCAAAAACGAGAAACUGAACAGUAUUUUUCAUUUAAAUAAUAGUAUCAAAUUAUCCCACCAAAGAGCUGAGAAAGAAAGCAAACUUAUUCAAGAAAUAGAUGACUUAGAUUCUACAAAUAGAUAGUAGUAAUAAUAAAUUGAAUCCAUGACUUAAUCACAUGAUAAAUAAAUCGAAUCUUUGAAACAUGAUAAAGACAAGGUAAUAGAAUAAUAAAAGGUAAAAUAUACAUAACAGAUCUAAAAUCAAGAUAGUGUAAAUUAUAGAUCUAUAUUAGAAAAUUGAAGAACUGGAAUAAAGUUUAAAUCAAAAAGAAAUAAUAAAUGAAAAAUUAUAGAAAGAAAAUAAUAGACUAAAAUAAGAAAAGGAAGAUUAUGAAUAGAAUAUCAAAGUUGAAAAAUAUAGGUUGGAACAUGAGAACAGCAAUUUGAAAUAGAAGAAUUAGGAAUUAGAAGAAUCAAUUGUUAGAAGAGAAUAGUAUUAUGAAGAUAAAAUACAAGGCUUGAGAAUGGAUAAGGAAUAACUAGAGUUGCAAGUAUUUUUCAACAUCAAUUUAGAAUAAAAACAUCAACCAACUGACAAACGAAUUAAAACAAUAAAAUGAAUAAUUAAGAAAGAAGGCAAACCUGAUUGAAGUUGAAAAUUAUGAAUUGAAAGAGAAAGUGAAUUAAUAAGGACGUUCAAUAGUUUAAGGGACAAAUUCCAAAAUUAUGAGAUCCUAUGUUCCUACAUGA